Messenger RNA from Anoplopoma fimbria (sablefish), 885 nucleotides. RefSeq names its product dual specificity protein phosphatase 14. NCBI's taxonomy places the organism in Eukaryota, Metazoa, Chordata, Actinopteri, Perciformes, Anoplopomatidae. The coding region runs from base 97 to 627 and encodes 176 amino acids. The transcript has 3 exons. Gene Ontology annotation, biological process: protein dephosphorylation. Gene Ontology annotation, cellular component: cytoplasm. The record is from RefSeq and is a predicted model, not a curated record. Gene Ontology annotation, molecular function: MAP kinase tyrosine/serine/threonine phosphatase activity.
UGUCUCCUCUGAGGAGGAUCCUGAAGGUUCUUGCUGUGUCAACACUAUAAUAGAUCAUCGGACUGAAGACUGAGAACCGAAACUCUGCCGCGGGUCAUGGCGGUCUCUCAGGUGACCCCCGUUCUGUUCCUCAGCGGUCUGGACUCGGCCCUGAACCCGGCCGUCCUCUCCAGCAGGAACAUCUCGCUCAUCGUCAACGCCAGCGGUCUGGACGUGGUCUACCCCCCGCUGGACGGCAUGCAGGUCCUCCAGGUCCCGGUCCAGGACCGACCCCAUGCCCCGCUGGGACACUACUUUGACCCGGUGGCUGAGCGGAUCCACCAGAACCAGACGGGGAGGACUCUGGUCCACUGCAGCGCCGGACGGAGCCGAUCCCCGAGUCUGAUCAUGGCCUACCUGAUGAGGUUUGAAGGUCUCAGUCUCCGGCGGGCUCAUGAGGUGGUUCUGGACCAGCGUCCCUUCAUCAGACCCAACGCGGGUUUCUGGAGGCAGCUGAUGGACUACGAGAGGACGCUGUUCGGACGGAACUCCAUGAGGAUGGUGAGGACGGCCAGCGGCGUGCUGCCGGAGGCUCUGAGGGACUCGGAGGAAUCGAACCCUGAACCAGAGUACUGUCUGAACGUCUGAUAGAGGAGGAGGAUCCUCAGGGUCCAGGACAGACUUUAGGUCCGUUGUUUGUCUUCAUCACCAUUUAAUAUCUAAACAUCAGACUCUAAAGACGCUCUCACUUCCUGUCUGGAGGAGAGCUCAGCUCAGCAGCGCCUCCUCCUCCAGAACCAGGACUGAGCGGGUCAGACUGUCAGACCCUGCUGCAGUAAAAUGAGGUUUUCUAAAGGGACUCUGGUGGAGGAACAGUACCACUGUAGUCCACAGGGGGCGCCAGGA